Molecule: messenger RNA, 777 nt
Organism: Rhinocladiella mackenziei CBS 650.93
Lineage: Eukaryota; Fungi; Ascomycota; Eurotiomycetes; Chaetothyriales; Herpotrichiellaceae
Exons: 1
Coding region: 1-777 (258 amino acids)
Biological process (GO): spliceosomal complex disassembly
Cellular component (GO): spliceosomal complex
Source: RefSeq, a predicted model, not a curated record
AUGACGCCGGUCAACGAGGUGGAUAUGUCGACUGACUACUAUGAGCUGCUGGCUAUUCCAGCUACUGCCUCAGAGUCAGAAAUCCGUCGCGCAUAUCGAAAGACAUCCCUGCUCUACCAUCCAGACAAAGUUAAACCAACCUCAGAAAAUUUGGAAAAGUUCCAACUGCUCCAGACCGCGAUCAAUAUCCUUACUGAUGCUACGGAAAAAGCCAAAUAUGAUCAGACUCGAGAGGCCAGACAAAGGCGUCUGGCAGAAGAGGCUGCGCUAGAGAGCCGAAGGCGACAAAUGAAAGAAGAUUUGGAGAAACGCGAGGGAAAUGUAACUGGCUUUCCCGCUUCAGUGAAUGGCGUGAAGAGGACAUGGAGCGAUAGAGAACUGGCCAUCAAGAGGAUCGCUGAGGAGAACAGAAGGAAAAGGGAAGCGGCAACUUUACAGAAGACUCAAGAAGCCCAAGCAAGAGCACAGGCAGAAGAAAAACCUAGCGAAGAUAUUGAACGAACUGUUAAGGUACGCUGGGUUAAAGAAGGGGAGGGAUUGGAAAUUGAUCGAGAUGCCCUUGAAGAAAAUUUCCCUGCGGGCGAUGUCGAACAUGUCCGCAUUCUCAAAGACAAGAAACGUCGGGUUGAAGGCCGAGACAAAAAGAUUCUGCUUGGAAGUGCUCUUAUUGUUUUCAAAUCUCUGGCCAUUGCGAAAGAGGUUGUCUCUCAAGGUCCAUGGAACGGUAUUGAAAGCGUGCAAUGGGCCGCCGCAGAAAAAGAGACUGGAGGUACUUGA